AUGUCCGUUGCGCAAAUUGCCGAUUCAAUGGCCGCGAUGAUCCCUCUGUUUCAAAGUCAACUGUUCGCCGUCGCAUUUGAUUUACCCGGUGACUCAAUAAUACAGCGUCGUGGUCUCCCUCUGCGGCUCCUGCAAGUUUUAGUCGGCAUCGUUGCCCUACCGUUGGCGGAUGUUGAAAAAGUCGUUCCGCUAGCGCUGGCGUCAAGCUGUCAUGGAUUGUCCAGGUUUAAAAUCAGCCUCAAGGACCUAGUGGCAAGAACUGCUCAGGGAAUAGAUGACACGAAUCCAACCACCGCGUUGAGCUUUGUCUCGUGGUUCAACCUGACCCAUCUCCAGUCAAAUAUCAUAAUCUCUUCCCACAAAUACUUCCCUGUUGCACUGCUCAUAAGUGGUCCCUAUGGAAUAAGCAACCUUGACUAUCAAUCGUUCCUCGACUUUUGGAUGGACGAGUGCCAAGCCUAUAAGAAAAUACCAGAAGAUAGAUUCAGCAUAGAUGCCCUUGAAGGAGUGAACAUCAGUGAAGUAGCUACCACACAAGGCACGUUCUUUAAAGAUUUAGAUUUAUUCGAUCCAGUCGAAUUGGCAAUGACGCUAGCUCCUCGAACUGUCGUUCCUGCUUAUGUUGGACUCCGGGAUAUAUUCUCAAGGAAAGCAAAUGGCACUUACGUGGCCAAUGUAGCCCGGGACGCCUGGAUAAUUUCCGGCGAGUCUAGGAGUGCGAAGUGGCGCUUAUGGGGGCACAGAUUUAUGAAUUGGCUGGUGUACAGUCAAGCCGAGAUUCUUGCACCAAGUGGUAAAUGCAAACCUUUCGAAAUUUGAGACCACCACAAUAGGUUGUUUUAAAGCUCCGCUAUGACGUUCAGAUAUAAGUGACUCCUAUUCAACGUGCUCGUCGGCACCCAGAGGUUCAGCCAGGUGCUCCUCCUGAGU
Molecule: messenger RNA, 930 nt
Organism: Suillus fuscotomentosus
Lineage: Eukaryota; Fungi; Basidiomycota; Agaricomycetes; Boletales; Suillaceae
Exons: 9
Coding region: 1-819 (272 amino acids)
Source: RefSeq, a predicted model, not a curated record